CGCAUUGAUCAGCUUGCAGCGAGACUUAAGUUCUUAUGGAGCGCCCAUUCCUUGCCCAGAAGUGGCGCGUUCUUCCACCAAUUCUCUCCAGUCACUCGUUUUACACGUCUUCGGACGCUGCCGCUCGUUUUACAAGAUGUUGUCAUGGCUGUGGAUGUUCCUGGCGUUUAUAAUAGGGGUACAAUGCGCUGUGGUAGAGAAUCGUCAAGCGCCGCUCAAUGCAACUGCAAUCUCGACCUCUUCGGAAGACGGACGCCUUCCCAAGGUGGUCUUCCAACCAGUAGCGACCGGCUUUGAAGAAGAAGAAGAAUCACCACGACCAUCGCAGGAAAAUCGCGGACGGAUUUCCCAAUCAACGGUACCUGCCGCAACCGAAUCUUUCACCCAGCCCCUACCAUCACAAGCAACUCCUGGCAUGCAAAUACCUAAUGUUCCGCAACCAACCGCCGCCGCCCAGCUCGUGGAAAAGUCCAGCGUCCCUGAUGCUCAGACGACGGGCAGAGCAGAAGCAGGACUUCCCGUUGGUGUCACCAAGUUCAACGGCCAGAAAUUGACACCAGUUCCGGAAUCUACUUUUAUAAUCUCGGGUCAAACACUGAGUGCAGACAAAACGAUCACGGUACCAGACACAGGCGUUGAAAUUCACCUCGAAGACGGCAGUCUCGUUCUAGAACACCAAAACGAGGGCUGGACAAUCCGCUCUACGGUUCGCACUAUCACACCUUCUCCAUCUAUCGUCGCAGGCUACCCACUCAGUAUGCGAGGGUUCCCUGUAGUUGCUGGCGUAGGAGCCUCCGCUACCACUUACUCAAUCGACAACGAUGGGACCACGCUCGCUAUUGUAAAUGGACGAACAGCCACUCUUGCGCCGCCAUUGUCGCAGACCGUAAUGUUUGGUGGCGAUAUUACCGCUGUGGUGAGCGCGAGCCGAUAUCAGUAUCUCGUAUGGGGCUCAACACUUCAAGUGGAUCAUCCCGUCACUAUCGAUGGAACGGCGCUAUCACUAAGGGCGGACUCGAGUCAGACAGUACUUGCCGUUGGGUCUUCCACGGCUACGCUUGAACCGCCUACCCCAAUUAUUGAUAUGGACGAUGGAUUCAAGGUUACAGUCGUGGAUGGGACGACAAAGUAUAUUAUUGGAGAUCACACGUUGGGACCAGGUGAUGGAUUGUCGAUUUCUGCAGGAGCGGGGAAAACGGUCGUAGCAGUCGGCGGGCAGAAGACAACCAUGUGGAGCAGCCCAGAAGAGAGCGGAUGGAUGAAACCAGGGCAGGACGAUAGGGGUGGUUCGGAGAGACUGGACGUGAGUUGGUUAGCCCUAGUGGGAAUGGGGGCUUUGGGGUUGGUGAUAUAGUAAAGCUUCGCCACGAAUGUCGGUUAGAUCAUCUCUACGAGCUCAUGGCUGUUGAUAUGCAGAUUGACUAACAGUCUAUUUGAGGAAUUCAAGCAUCCAGAAUGGCACGAUGAAUCACGGAACCACCCUCAUGCAUGAAUGAAAAAACAUUGUCUUCAAAUUCGAACACGGAGAUGGGUGUGUGCCACAUCAUACUGCGUCCAACACAGCAGAAUGUUCGAUCUAUUUCCACGUGCAUGCGUAACUUCAUGUUUUCAAUUCUUCAAACCCAGGUGUCUCAUUGCCAAUCUGACCGACUUCUGCCUUCACCGCCACAACCGUCUCCCCGCUCGCCCACCAUUCAUCUUCACCAGAAAACAAAGUAACGUCUUCACCUCGCCAAACCCUUAUAUUGUCACCAAUGAGAGGCCGUCGCUAUUGUUGACGUCAAGUCGCGUUACACAAAGCUCUCCGCUGGACACGUGACAAGCCCACACAAUCAAUAUCAAAACAACUGGACAGCCUCCCUCCGCACUUAACCUCUCCAACACUCUCACAACAUCAACUUUCUGACUUGUUAUCUUGGUAUCCUGCCAAUUGAUUCACUGCAACCAUCCUCUCUCCUUGCUUCACAGCACUCUAUUUCCAGCUUAACGGCGUCCUCUCCUCCAGCUUCAUAGCAUCUCAUCUUCCCGCCGUCAAAGCACGCAACCUCCCAGCUUCAUAGCGACCACCUACACUGCUUAUCAGCAUAUCAUUCUCCCGCUUUCAAGCAUCACAUCAUUCAGCUCAUCAGCAUCA
Molecule: messenger RNA, 2134 nt
Organism: Periconia digitata
Lineage: Eukaryota; Fungi; Ascomycota; Dothideomycetes; Pleosporales; Periconiaceae
Source: the annotation of a GenBank genome assembly